UGGACGCCGCCUCAAGAGAAGGCUCAGCGGUGGACCCUGGGUCGCGUCGGAAAAGUCCGAUGCUGUGGUCCUUAUUUAUAUAUAAUAUGUUGCCGCCUAUGUCAUUUUUCGGCCUGUUCUCCUGACUUGCACAUUCCUGCCUUCCUACCUUUCGUAUUUCCCAUUCUCAGUGUUUGCUUUUGGCAAGUCAGUCAAGCUCACUCGCCGUAAUGGGUGCGAUAGAUGGACCCUAUGAGCAAAACUAAGCUUGUUCCCAGGAUUCGGCCAUUGACCUUUGUAAAACUCUCCAAUCACUGUGUGCAGCGGUAGAGAAAUGUGAAUCUGAAUAGCCAUAACUGGUUUGGGAAUAUGCUAACUCCCAAUGAAAUUUUGACAGCUUGACAUAUGUUUUGGAAACACGCUGUUUCUACAGCGAUGCCCAAAACGAUGCCAAUGAUACCUGGAGCGACACCUCAGAAGCCCAUUCCUAGCCACAGCCCCAUGUGUAGACUAGCAAGGAAUUUGUCCAAGGCCUUUGCAAUCUGUUGAAAGAAUAGUUUUCAUGUGAGUUGUAAGAGAAACCAAAAGGAACUCAGGGGUUGAAAGGGAUUGUAGGGCUCUUUGUUUUUUGAGUGGGACUGUGUGGAACAAGAAGCAACCUUGAAGAGCGAUUCCAUGGCUGAACGCCGCACAUACGCUUGCUCUUUGACAUUCCCAAUCAUAAAUAUUGAGUAUGUGCAAAAAUGGUUGUCCAGACCGCCGCGUUGUUGAAUGUCUCAACUAGGACGCUCGGAUAUUUUUAUAGUCCAGAGCCACAUUUUGGGUACGUUAAGGUAUGUAGUCAAUUGCAGCUGUGACCACAAUACUGGACUGUCAAGAUACCGUCAGUUUCCUCACAAACCACCACCAAGGAUGUGUUUCCUCAUUUGGGGUUUCCGCCUUUGGCCAGGUAGUCGUAUCUCACCUCAGUGUAUCCAGUGUGUCCCACCAUAGUUCCUAUGCAGAUGUUGUGUUGCGCAGAGGCAAUUGCUACAGAAAGAACCUUAAACACAAGGUUUGCCCUUUUCCAAGUGCACCACAGACUCACAGACAUGACUCUGAAUGCUACGUUCCUGGGUUUGCAUUAACUACAAAGCACACUAAGGACGGUCUCAAAGAAUUGCCGAUCUACCUAUCCCCAGUGAUGCCGGUGACAUCCGAGCAAUUCGAUGGCUCUGAUUUGCAGAUAUUUCUCAGCAAGCUUGGAAUAGGCUGAGUCGGUUUUAAGCCAAAGCAAUGGGAGUCCCAGAGUCCCAGAGUCCCAGCCCUCAAUGUUCCAUGAAGGUUACGAUGUUCUGCUGUUCAUGGACUCCAUCGAGGAGGUCAUGCACCUGUCGGCGGAGAGCCAGAUGGAUCCAGACUUUGCUGCGCGAAUUGAUUUGAUCCAGGUCACUGGGCCGCCGCAGACCAUAGCAGCAGCUACCCCAACUGCCGGCUCCUGCGGCCUGCAUGUCAGCUGGGCUGCGUUCCAGCUGCUGGAAAUGCUUGGUCUUUUGGUACCUUCAAGGUGUGGCCCGGCGCUUUUUCUCGGAAACAUUGAUGGAACUGGAGGGGAGGAUGCAGCCAUGAAGCAGGCCCUCAACCUUGCCCACACAGCAAUGACAAAGCUUACUGAUGAUUUGCUUCCAAGUCUCGAAGAUAGACUUUGGAAUAGAACGGAUAGCGAUCUCGUUUUUGCCAUCGGGGCCAUCCUGAAGGGAAUGCUGACAGUGCGACAACAAUGAUCAGCAGACCUUGGACACGCCUAUGAGAGUCAGCCUUCAGUGUUACAGUUGGCGAUCAGUUGGGUUGAAACGAACCCGAAGGAGCAGAAAA
Molecule: messenger RNA, 1833 nt
Organism: Durusdinium trenchii
Lineage: Eukaryota; Dinophyceae; Suessiales; Symbiodiniaceae
Source: the annotation of a GenBank genome assembly